Nematolebias whitei (Rio pearlfish) is the source of this 3684-nucleotide messenger RNA. RefSeq names its product ATP-binding cassette sub-family D member 2. The transcript is spliced from 9 exons. Lineage: Eukaryota; Metazoa; Chordata; Actinopteri; Cyprinodontiformes; Rivulidae. Gene Ontology annotation, cellular component: peroxisomal membrane. Gene Ontology annotation, biological process: fatty acid beta-oxidation; long-chain fatty acid import into peroxisome; very long-chain fatty acid catabolic process. Gene Ontology annotation, molecular function: ABC-type transporter activity; ATP hydrolysis activity; long-chain fatty acid transmembrane transporter activity. Bases 112 to 2403 code for a protein of 763 amino acids. The record is from RefSeq and is a predicted model, not a curated record.
UACCUACAGCCGUCCCAAGCCUCUUCUCCGAAAACGUCGACGCGGUGACCCGGUUCUGGGGGAUGGGUCUCAUACGGACUGUUCGCGGAGGCCAUUAACGUCUGAAAGUGAAUGAAAAUGUCCAACAUCAUCGGUGCGGCGUCCCGGGUGAAAUGGGACCGCACGGCCGCGGCGAAGCGGGCUGUGUUUCUCGCAGCCGCCGCUUACGGCGUCAGGACGCUGUACCCCGUCAUCUGGAAGCAGCUCUGCGGGAACAAAACCGACAGUCGCCGGGGUCCAAAGGCGGAGAACGGAUCCGCGUGCGCGGGGGAAACCCAGGCGGACGCCGCGGGCGAUAAGAAAGCACCCCUCGGCGUGAACGCGGACUUCUUCAAGCAGAUCUUCGAGCUCGGUAAAAUCCUGUUCCCCCGGCUCGUUUCCAGGGAGCUGGUUCUGCUCUGCUUGCACUCCGUGGCGCUGGUCUCCAGGACGUUUCUGUCCAUUUACGUGGCCAGCUUGGACGGGAAGAUCGUGAAGACCAUCGUGGAGAAGAAGCCCCGGCGCUUCGUCCUGCAGCUCAUCAAGUGGCUCCUCAUCGCCAUCCCGGCCACGUUCGUCAACAGCGCCAUCCGGUACCUGGAGUGCAAGCUGGCGCUGGCCUUCCGGACCCGGCUGGUGAACCAUGCCUACCGGACCUACUUCACCGAUCAGACCUACUACAAAGUCAGCAACAUGGACGGGAGGCUGGCCAACCCGGACCAGUCUCUCACCGAGGAUGUGAUGAUGUUCUCCCAGUCCGUGGCCCACCUGUACUCCAAUCUCACCAAGCCCAUCCUGGACGUGGUGUUGACCUCCUACACCUUGAUCCAGACCGCCAGGACCAGGGGAGCCAACGCCCGCGGACCCACCCUGCUGGCAGGGCUGGUGGUCUUUGCCACGGCUAAGGUCCUGCGGGCAUGCUCGCCCAGAUUCGGGACUCUGGUGGCCGAGGAGGCGCACAAGAAGGGCUACCUGCGGUAUGUGCACUCCAGGAUCAUUGCCAACGCUGAGGAGAUCGCUUUCUACAGAGGGCACAAGGUGGAGAUGCGUCAGCUGCAGAAGUGCUACCGGGCCCUGGCGGAGCAGAUGAACCUGAUCCUGUCCAAGCGUCUCUGGUACAUCAUGAUCGAGCAGUUCCUCAUGAAGUACGUGUGGAGCGCCAGCGGGCUCGUCAUGGUGGCCGUGCCCAUCAUCACCGCCACCGGCUUCGCAGACGGCGGUGGGGAGUUUGUCUGUUUGUGGUUUGUUUGCGCCUGUGCGUUGUUUGUGUAUUUACGGACCGCCUGUCUGUCUGCAGAGACGGGGACCGGACAGGCUCAGAUGAUGGUGAGCGAGAGGACGGAGGCGUUCACCACCGCCAGGAACCUCCUGGCCUCAGGAGCCGAUGCCAUCGAGAGGAUCAUGUCCUCCUACAAAGAGGUCACGGAGUUGGCGGGCUACACUGCGAGGGUCCACAACAUGUUCGUGGUGUUCGAGGACGUCCAGAAGGGGGUGUACAAGCGCUCCUCGCUGUCGGCGACCGCGGGGACGCAGAAGAAGAACAAACCGGAGCUGCACAUCGACGGGCCGCUGGAGAUAAAGGGCGAGGUGAUCGACGUCGACCAGGGGAUCGUGUGCGAGAACGUCCCGAUCAUCACACCCAACGGGGACGUCGUCGUGUCGUGCCUGAACUUAAAGGUGGAAGAAGGGAUGCACCUGUUGAUCACAGGACCAAACGGUUGUGGGAAAAGCUCUCUGUUCAGGAUCCUCAGCGGCUUGUGGCCGGUCUACGGUGGCCGGCUACACAAACCCUCUCCAGAGCACAUGUUCUACAUCCCUCAGCGGCCGUACAUGUCGGUGGGGACGCUGCGAGACCAGGUGAUCUACCCAGACUCCAUGGAGGACAUGGCCGCCAGAGGCCUCGGUGACCAAGACCUGGAGGCCAUCUUGGACAUAGUCAACCUUAAUCACAUCGUCACCAGAGAGGGAGGCUGGGACGCUGAGCUGGACUGGAAAGAUGUUCUGUCCGGAGGCGAGAAGCAGAGGAUGGGCAUGGCUCGCAUGUUUUACCAUAAGCCUAAAUAUGCUCUGCUGGACGAGUGCACGAGCGCCGUGAGCAUCGAUGUGGAGGGGAAGAUUUUUCAGGCUGCCAAGGAUGCCGACAUCUCCUUGCUCUCCAUCACCCACCGACCCUCCCUGUGGAAGUACCACACCCACCUGCUGCAGUUCGACGGCGAGGGCGGCUGGCGCUUCGAGCAGCUGGACUCGGCGACGCGCCUCACCCUCACCGAGGAGAAGCAGCGGCUCGAGGCCCAGCUCGCCGGCAUUCCCGAGAUGCAGAAUCGCCUCAACGAGCUCUGCAAGAUCCUGGGAGACGACUCGGUCCUGAAAACAGCCGAGGAGUGACAGUGAGGGGCGCGGGGGGGGGGUCGAGGAGGCAAUGAAAGUCAAAGACGUGUAGAGGCAGCGUGUUUUUUUGUUUUAGGUGUUAGUUUCGUUCUUUUUGCUCUGAGCCUCACUUGGUAAACCACGUCGUCUCCUCCCUCCUCGGUUAUCCUGCUGCUGUCUGAGAAGUGAGGGCGGGGGAGGGCGGGGGUACAACGACUCCCUCUUGUAACGCACACCGACGGUAUUCUCAGUUGUGGAUUUUUAACUAGGGCUGCACAAUAUGUAGAAAAAUGAUCGUUGACGUGACGGGAACAUCAUAAAGAACCGUGAUUAUUUACCAAAACAAACUCCACGACAGGAAGGCGUUUGUGUCGGACUGCGGCUGAGAGGAUACGGAGAACGCAGUGAGCGUGAAUAAUCCACAUGUCCAACAAAAUACUGCGUGUUUUUAGGGAUGCAUCAACACCUCAUUACUGAGUGAGUACUGAUAGAAGUACUAAUAAAUGCCGUUAAGCUUCUUAACAGUAUAACCUCUAAAUACAGAUCCAACAAGUGAUUUGUUUUUUCCAUUCACCGGUGAAUAAACGGGAAAGUCUUUCGACAACAAACAAAAAAAUAACUCGGUUGAAUUAAACCUGAAGCAAGCGUCGCACAAAAAGUCAAACUUUUAUCAGGUUAAUUGUUCGUUUUAUGCGACGAUACUUCACGGCAAUUAAUCUUAUGUCGUUCGAAAGCCUUUCGUUCCCGCUUAAAUGGUGCCCGAGGAAGAAAAGCAUUGUUGUGGCUGUGUAUGGUUCUUCCACAUGCUCCUCAAAGCCCCAGUUUGUUCACUUAAUCGUUAAAUUGCCAAUACGUCGUGUUUCUUCAGAGACUUCAAUCAUUAAAUCCAAGAAACGGCAACAUGUCGAUCGCAGAACAAACGGUGUGGCAGAGAAGAUUUGAUCAAUUUUUCACGAGCCUAAUCCACAAAUGCAUUUUCCUUACAAAGGUGGCGCCAUUUAAAGGGAAAUAAACACCUUGUAGUGUAAACGUUUAUAGUCACGUUAAGAAAACAACAACGCGUAUUCGUAAUUAACACGUGGAGAGACUGCAGAAGAGUUUUGAAGCGUUAGCUUAGCACCUACCUCGAAAUCGGUGUGCGCAGCGACCCGCGGUGGACGACGUUGAGGAGCGCGGUCGGUUUGGGUUUCCGCUCCGAAUUACGACGAUGUUCGUAUGUUCGCGCAGGCGGAGGCCGUAUCCGUGCACACGUACACGUUGUCCAAGUAUUGUGCAGCUCUAUUUUUAGCCGUUUUAGCC